AUGGUGAGUUUGCUCCCUCCUGGGAAUCCGUUUGUCGCGGGCCGUGUCUUUGAUUUCGGCCAAGUCCAGGGUACGCCACGUGCAGCUCCCGCAGGGCAGGUCAGGCAUGUGUCCUUGCCGUAUGCUCCGCUGGGUGCCCCCACCUAUCCCCAGUUCGCGCAGCCGGUCCAUGUAGUGGCACCACAAACCAUCCCUCCUGGCACGGUGUAUUCGCCGGUCGUGACCCACCGGCCGGUGUACGCAGCAGCGACACCGUCACUGCACAGUCAUGUGGUGAGUCCCAUGUCCAGCCCCAUGCUGGGAUACCGCCCGGUCGCUGAAACUGGAAUGCCGCGGGUCCUCGAGGGCAUUGGCACGCCAGGAGGCUUCACGCGGCUGCGAAGCCUCAGCCAAGAUCGU
Symbiodinium necroappetens is the source of this 399-nucleotide messenger RNA. NCBI's taxonomy places the organism in Eukaryota, Dinophyceae, Suessiales, Symbiodiniaceae. The record is from the annotation of a GenBank genome assembly.